AUGAUCGAAUCAUCGUCAUCAUUCAUCAAAUCUUCAAUACCUCUGUAUCACAAUGCGGUCAAAUCUGUCAUCUUCAAAUGUGCGGAAUUACUUAUGGGGAUCUUUAUCUUCAAACUUUUCUCGCUCGUUGCGGCCCGAUCAAGACAGUUCACAUCGUACCUUAUGUUCACGGAGGAUUAUAUUCAACGAACACUCUACAUCUCAUCUCGUGGCUUAUCGCGAGCGGGACUAGUUGUUCUCACUUUUAGCCUACUCAAUAUUGUCUUUUCACUCUAUGGUACUCUUCUCUGGGCACUAGACUCACCAGGCUAUAUCUUCAAAGCUUCAAAUGCGACAUUUUCUGAUUACAAUUCCCAAAGAAAUGAUGAUCCUCCCUACGUCAUUCAACUCGCUCUCAACAGGACUCUACUUGAGGGUAUUACAGAAAGACUCCCUCAAAUCGUUGGAUCUGAUCUUUUCAAUCCUGGUCUGAACUACACUUUGACCGGAAAAGUUAGCAAUAGACACGGAACUCCCGAUGUUAUCACACCAGCACGACAAGACGGUGUUGGUGCUCGUGUCUGGUUAGACAGUGAAGGAUUUUCAGUUUCCCCUGAUACUAUAUCAAUGUACCCUUCAGUGGGGAAAAUCGGUAACGCCACAUUUGACACGAAAUGUGUCAAAUUCGAUGGAGGCUCUGCUGUCUGGAACUGCACUUUCGAUAACGCCUUUGCAAUGGAGUAUGUACAGAGCGUAACAGGCAAACCUGAGGUGCAUUGGAGUGAUGCUACAGAACUCGAUACACGAUACAUUCUUCCCGAGAGAUUGGACAACAUCUGGGUCUCCGUUGGACAAGGCGGAGGUUCAGCUUUGAUGACACAAGUCUUUACUGUCACUAAGGGGAAGAGGCGACAUGCUUUCUCUCAGGCUACUUUGAAGGUUACUAUGAUAACAAGCCCUGGUGACCCAUUUGCCCGAGGGGAAGUCACUGACCUAGUCCGACGCACCUGGAGUUCCAACGAGACGGAACAAAAGAAUCCUCUUAUUAGCAACAUCAUCGAUGGUAUAAUGAAUGCACAAAAUAACAACCUCAGUUAUAUUUUCGGCGCAAACACAAGCGGUAACAACAACAAAUCGGCUUUUCAAAGCGAGUGGGGCUUUUACACACCACAGAACAACAACAAUAGCCAGUACUCCAUUGUCAGCAUCACCAGCACAAACAUGACUCUUAUUCGAUCUGAAACACUCGACAAGGCACCCGAACCUUUUGAGAAAUGCGAAAGAUCGAACUUUCAGAAUGAGGCGUUUGGUGGGAAGGUGACCAAGACUGAUUGCGCUGCCUCAGAGCCUGCAGUUGGACAACAAGGCUUUUAUGGCCAAGUUGACACUGCUGCUAUGAUGAUCAUACGAGGUUUAGGUGCCUCUCGGUCCAAUGUCAGUGCCGAGUCCCUCGACAACGAUGUCUUGAACUGGAUACGGGACAACUCUGGAACCAUUGAGUCGUUGAUGGUUGCCAGGGGGUACAGUGUCAGCGUCGACCCAUCACUUGUGCAGAUAAGCGUUGACAAAUUGAUGGUGGCCAUGUCUCACCUGCAGCUGGCUCUUAGCUGUUUAGCUCUGUUCUUGGCCAGUGUGAUGUGGCUGGUUCUCAUGGUUGCAACUGAUCCACACUGGACUGGAACCCUCUUGGCAAACUUGGUACAUACAACAUCAGAGCCAAACAAGGCGAAACCAGGCUAUAUAACACGGGUACCAGAUCUGAGCUUAGUACCUAUUGGCCAGAAACGUGUUUUGACAGUGGAUGGCAGGGCGUUAACAGUUGCUGACCUAGCACCUUUUCCUUUGCAAUCUGUAGGAGGCCCAGGACAGUACCCAGGUGAAUUAAAAGGGCACGCCAAUUCCGGAACUUAUCCAGUGGCUUAUCAAGACCUAAAAGCUGGAAGACAGGCACUUUUGUCUGAGUAUUAA
Molecule: messenger RNA, 1947 nt
Organism: Fusarium subglutinans
Lineage: Eukaryota; Fungi; Ascomycota; Sordariomycetes; Hypocreales; Nectriaceae
Exons: 1
Coding region: 1-1947 (648 amino acids)
Source: RefSeq, a predicted model, not a curated record